This is a messenger RNA of Acanthosepion pharaonis, 924 nucleotides long. The record is from the annotation of a GenBank genome assembly. Lineage: Eukaryota; Metazoa; Mollusca; Cephalopoda; Sepiida; Sepiidae.
AUGAAGAGAACGGUUGGAACUGGUUUCAUGGCCUCCGAGACUCAUCUUUCUUCUUCUUCUUCUUCUUCUUCUUCUUCUUCUUCUUCUUCUUUCACCUACUAUUUCUUCUUUUAUUCUUCAUAUAUACGUACUUUCUUUCUCCCAAUCUCUCUCUCUCUCUCUCUCUCUCUCUCUCUUUCUUUCUUUCUUUCUUUCUUUUUCCUUCUAUUUCUUUUUCUUUUCUUUUUGGUACUUAUUUUAACAUCGUAUUUCUUUCUCUCAUUUACCAAUUUCUUUCUUGAUGCUUUUCUUUCUUUCUUUGCACCUUGCAUAUAUUCCUUUUUUUUUCUUAUAUUGUUUUUUUUUUCAUAUUUUUCCCAUUUUCUUGGUAUUCAUUUUUUUUGCUCUAUUAGUUCUUUUCGACGAAUUUAUCAAUUUUCUUAUUUUUUUUCAUAUCUUCCUCUUUUCCUUCCUUUUUUCCUUCCCUCCUUCCUUCCUUGUUCCCUAUUUUCUUCCUGUGCGCAUGCGCGUAUUUCUUCUUUCUUUGCCUUCCUGUUCAUGUGCAUGCGUUUUCCGACAACUGAAUGGCACGUUAUUCCGCAAUAUUUCUUCUUCUUCUUCUUCUCCUCCUCCUCCUCCUCCUCCUCCUUCUUCUUCUUCUUCUUCUUCUUCUUCUUCUUCUUCUUCUUCUUUUUUUUCAUUUUUAUACUACUUUCAUCUUCUCCUUCUUCUUCUUCUUCUUCUUCUUCUUCUUCUUCUUCUUCUUCUUCUCCAAGUUUAGUUCAUUUUUAUACUACUUUCUUCUUCUUCUUCUUCUUCUUCUUCUUCUUCUUCUACGUCUUCUUUUCUUUCUUUCAUUAUCUUUCCUUUUCUUCUUUAUUUUCUUCUUCUUUUCCUGCAUUUCUUUCUUUUCUUCAUUUCAUUCGUCUAGAUAACACCUACUGA